Messenger RNA from Drosophila sulfurigaster albostrigata, 2030 nucleotides. It is a transcript of the gene eIF4EHP, whose product is annotated as eukaryotic translation initiation factor 4E type 2. Lineage: Eukaryota; Metazoa; Arthropoda; Insecta; Diptera; Drosophilidae. Bases 658 to 1329 code for a protein of 223 amino acids. Gene Ontology annotation, molecular function: translation initiation factor activity; RNA 7-methylguanosine cap binding. Gene Ontology annotation, biological process: translational initiation. The record is from RefSeq and is a predicted model, not a curated record. Gene Ontology annotation, cellular component: eukaryotic translation initiation factor 4F complex. The transcript has 4 exons.
AUACAUUUUACAGCACUCAAUAAUUUACGUAGCACGCCGAUAAAAACCAUUAAAAUCAAAAAGAGCCAAACAACUUUACGAAUAUUGUUUACCAACUGGACGCCAUAUAACUUCACAAAGAAAACGAUACGCGACUGCGAACGCGCACCAGACGCUUCAACAGGCCGGCCAAUUAGCCACAAACGCGGCAAAAUUCGUGGUGUGGACACCACACACACAAGCACGAGCAGUGAGCAACACACACAAACACUCACGAACAUACACACGCACACCCACAAAUAAACACAACGACGACCACGCAGAAGGAGCUCAAAAUUUUGAAAAGAACCAACAUAAAAACAAGAGGAAGCAAAAUACGUUUUGGCAACUAGACAAAAUAGUACAAGAGUAGAGAAACAAAAAAAAUACUGUGCAACGUGCAGUCAACUGGCUGUGCAACAACAACAAUAAGAACAACAACAAAUCAGCGACAGCAGCGGCAAACAGGAGAAUCAGCAAACCAGGAGAAGCAACAAAAGCAACUAGCCAAGGCAGCAAAACGGGAACGGAAGAAGAAGCAACAGCGGCAGCAGAAGCAGUAGAAGAAGAAGCAGCAACAGCAGCAACCAAAACUAACUGUCUAAUCUUGUAGAGCAAGCGGAGCAGUUGCCCAGCAUCAUGAGCAUGGAAAAAGUCGCCAGCAAACAAUUCGAAACUAAAACGUGGCCGGACAUCGUUGACAGCGAUGACAGCGAGGUGGAGAACGAAAUAGAUGUAGACAAACUGCCGCCACUGGAAGUGGGGCCCAACGAGAAUCGCCUGCAGCACACAUACUGCUUGUGGUUCUCGAGGAAGGGCACACAACGUGCGGCCACCGACUACAGCAAAUCGUUGCAUGUGGUUGGACGCUGUGCUAGUGUACAACAAUGGUGGUCUCUUUACUCGCAUCUCAUCAGGCCCACGGCCCUCAAGCCGUAUCGAGAGCUAAGCCUGUUUAAACAGGGCAUCAAACCGAUGUGGGAGGAUCCGGCGAAUAGUAAAGGCGGUCAGUGGUUGAUAAGAUUGCGCAAGAAUAAAAUCGAGCGUGCCUGGGAAAACGUUUGCAUGGCGAUGCUAGGCGAACAGUUUCUGGUGGGUGACGAGAUAUGCGGCAUAGUGCUGCAGACAAAGUAUCCGGAGGAUAGCUUAUCAGUAUGGAACAGGACUGCCACUGAUAUGACCAGUACAACACGUAUCCGUGAUACGUUACGCAGGAUAUUAAAUAUACCUAUGACAACGGCAAUGGAGUAUAAGAUACACUGUGAUAGCCUUAAAUACGUUUCAAUUAAUAAAGGCGCAUUGAAAAGCUGAAAUUCAGUGAAUAACUACAAACACAAACCAGCAACAACAUCGGCAAAAACAAUAAUUAAUCAGCAAACAGAUGAGUUAGACACCAGCAAAAGGAUCAACCACAGCAACAGCAACAGUAACAACAGCAACAGCAACCACAAUAACAGCAACAACAACAACACACACAACAAUAGCAACAACCACAUUAAUAACGAGCACAAAGAACAGACGGACAGCAGCCGCUGAUAAUGAUUAUUAUUAUAAUAAUAACUAUACACAAUGAUAAUAAUAUUCUAAUAUUGAUGCUGAGGAUGAGAACCAAAAAAAAAACGAAUUAACAUCCCAACUUCAUGCCCUUCUCUUUCCGCAAUCCGCAUAUAUUUAAGCGCUAAUAAGACAAAUCUUUGUAGAGUUUGUAUAUAUGAAACGCCAUAAAUAUUUUAGAUUUUAUGUAUAAAGAUAAUGUAAUACCAUUUAGCCAUUCCCAAUUUUCACCCCACCAAAAGAAUUGGCCAUUUUGCUCUAUAUUUUGAAAACUAUGUAAUAUACUACAUAAUUUUAUAUUUUUGACCCCCCCUCCGCCAUCCUCACAUCCAUCAAUCAAUUAUACCAGUAGCAGCCUUUUUCAACAACUAAUAUUAUUAAUCAGUGUGUUUAUGCCAAUCAACUUGUACACUCGAAACAACAACCACAAAGCAGCCAAAUCAUUAUUGGUUUAUCUA